AUGUCGGAUCCAGGCCCCGCGGUGCCGCCCACGCCGGCAGGCCCCAGCAUCCCCAUCGCAGCGACGCGGCACGGCAACCCGCUGAUAUCGGUGCUGCUGAACGAGGCCGGGCUCGACUCGCCCACCUUCCGCAGCAAUGCCCUGCACUUCUCGGACCAGAUGGACGCCAUCGAGCGCUGGCUCGAGGGCUACGCGCGCACCACGGCCAAGCUGUCCCACGACAUGCUGGCCCUCGAGCAGGUCGUCAACGACUACCUGGCCAAGAUCGUCCCGCCCAGCAACGUCUCGUCGCUCGACCACGACUACACCGCCCUCGCCCUGAAGCGCAUCUCCGAGGGCUCGCGCGAGUGGUGGACCCAGAUCCUCGGCGUCGCCCGCAAGAUGGACACCGUGUCGGCCGAGCCCGUGCGCAACUUCCUGCAGAACGACCUGCGCGCCUUCAAGGAGGCCCGCCGCGUCCUCGACCAGUCCCAGAAGACCUUCGACACCACCCUCGCCCGCUACGUCGGCCAGUCCAAGGCCAAGGAGCCCUCGUCCCUGCGCGAGGAUGCCUUCGCCGUGUACGAGACCCGCAAGGCCUACCUCAAGGCCUCGAUGGACUACUGCCAGAUGGCGCCCCAGCUGCGCUUCACCCUCGACAAGCUGCUCGUCCGCAUCUCGUCCGACCUCUGGCGCGAGAUGAAGCGCUCCAAGGACACGGCCGGCACCCUGGGUAGGUGGGGCCAGCAGAUGGACCGCGUCCGCGGCUGGUCCAAGGAGAUGGAGCUGACCGAGUCGACCUUCAAGCGGGAGCUCCAGGCCGCCCGGCGCGAGGUCGGCGAGAACUCCCUCAUAACCUUCAAGCCCUCCCGGGAAAUCGAUGCCUACAGCGCAUCCACGGUGCCGUACCUCGGAUCAAAGGGACCUAUGAACGUCAACACCGACGAGAAGGCCGGCGUGUACUCCGAAAAGCAGGGCUGGCUGUUCCUGCGGCUCGUGAUGGGCAAGCCCGCCCGGCCAGCUUGGACGCGGAGAUGGUACUACUGCCGCGAUGGCAUCUUCGGCUGGCUAGUCAGCGAUCAGAAAGGUGUGAUGACGGGCGAAGAGAUCGGUGUCUUGCUCUGCAACGCCAAGCCCGCCGUCAGCGAGGAGCGCCGCUUCUGCUUCGAGGUCAAGACCAAGAACCAGACUCUGCUCCUCCAGGCCGAGACGCAAGCCGAGCUUAUGGGGUGGCUUGAGGUCUUUGAGGUUGCAAAGAAGAAGGCGUUCGAGGCAAGCGUCGGUCGCGAUACUUCGUCCCUCCCCGGUGGUGUUGACCCUGCCUUCGCCAUAACUCCACCCUCGAUGCCCGAGUUUUCUGCAAAGUCACUUGACGCGCAAUUGAGCAGCGAUGAAAGCGGGCAGAACUUUGAAAGAACCGGAACCCUCCCGGUACCAGGACAGGAAGGAGGCCUUAUCCCAAGAGCGAGCUUCGACGUGACAACGGUUGGACCUAAGCGGUCGGCAACGUCUCUGGGCCGGGAGGAGGGAGAAAGCGGUCGAGAUCAUGCGGCCAGGAUCAUGCAGAAGUUGGAUUUGCACCGGAAAGCGAACUUCUCUUCUAGUACAGAUACUACGGCGGGCAUGCCAUCACCCGGGCCUACGGGCGGGAUUGCUAGUCUCAUCUCGGCCAGCCAUGGUUUGCUUCCAGGCUACCCAUCGCCGGUGAUCGGGCAGAUACAAGUCAGCCGUCCCCAGGCAAGCCCUACACUUCCUGGGCCAGAGCCGCACGCUGGCAGCCUCGCGCCGUCGACACUUGCUAGCCCUCCGGCGCCGACCAGUCUUAGUAGGACCGCCGUGGUCUAUAGCAGCGACCGGACGUUGACCAACGACUUGGGCCACACGCUGCCCACGGCUAUAUUGGCGAACUACUGGGGAAGCAAUGCCUGGGCCCAGGACUACGGUCCGAAACCUGCCCGUGCCGACUUCAACCCUGAUGACCCCUUCGGACCGAACUCGCCCUCCAUCAAGAUGACUCUGAGCAAUGAUAACGGGGAACCCAAGACUCCUUCAUCAGUCCACAAAAAGGCAAUCAGUAUGGAUGCGAAGUUCGUCCGCCCUCAAAGCAGCCAGGAGAAAGUCGUCCAGGAGCAGUUCGCCUCGGGCUAUCCCACGGAGCUGAAGACCAACACAGCCCAGUUCCGGCUGGUAUUCCCUACUGUUCCUAUAGAUGAGAAGCUUGUUCUAGUCUUCAGAGCGUCUUGGACCACCAGCACCUCAGAUCGGGGCAAGGACUCUCCAGUCAUGGCUGGUAACGGCCGUAUAUACGUUACCCCUGACAACAUGUACUUCUAUGGCCACCAGAUGGGCCUGGUGGUCGCUUAUACGAUUGCCCUGGAUAAUAUCACGGAAGUGACAGCCGCGCCAGGUAGGGACUGCGACUUUGUCUUCCUCCACCUGAACCAGGAUGCGCCAGAUGUUUCUUAUAGCAGGAUAUCCAUCAAGGUAUUCCUGGAGGACCUGGACCUUCUCCACGCCCGACUUAAUCUCCUUGUAGAUGAUCUGCAGGCAGAAGAGCCCAUGGAACUCAUGGAACUGGUCAAGGCCCUGCUCAACCUGGAGAACGAGGAGCUGGAGGACAAGAGAAGCCCUAGUGCUGAAAGCUGGGAGGAGGUAUCCGCGAACACACCCAUGGAUAACGGCACGCACGCCGGUAGAGCGGUCAGCCCGAGGAGCAAUGACUUUGCGUAUAAGUCUCGCUCACGCAGCGCGCGUAAACCUGCACCCAAGUUCCAGCUUCCCGCACAUCCGGUUAUAUAUGAGCCCGAGGACAUGCAGCGGAAGGUGGCAGAACGCCAUUUCGAGAUCAGCGCCAAGGCUUGCUUCCAUGUACUCUUUGGUGACAAGAGCUUUGUCUUCCCCAAGCUCUACUUCGAACGGAGAGCGAAGCAGAUCGCCCAGGGGCCGUGGAUUACAGGGGACGACCAGAAAAUGCGGCGAGUAUUCAGCUUCAAAGUCGAGUACGGGACCAUGUUUGGCCAGGCCAAGGCCCAGGACAUCACGGACGAGCAGACCAUCGAUGUGUUUAGUGAUCACGUUACUUACGUCGUCACCCAUGUUAAGACCGCGUGGCAUCUUCCACACGCGGCGGCCUUCAAACUGGUGACCAAGAUCGUCAUUACCCACGUGGCCAAGUCAAAGUGCAAGUUGGCAGUCUUCACCAAGGUGGCCUGGUCCAAGUCACCAGCGCUCUCCAAGAAGAUGGUCGAGCGACAGGCCUUGGACGACGCGGACCGGGACGCCGAGGAGUUGGCCGACGUGGCCACGGACCAGGUGCGCAAGAUCGGGUCCCACAGCCGGACGAAGCGGGCGAUCCAGGUCUACGGCAACAUCGGGCAGCAGACGCAGACGGUGCUGUUCUCGCCGGCCGACGCGCAGGCGGCCAAGAAGCCGCACAUCAGCCCGCACAGCCUGACGUCCAUGGUCUUCGACACGGUGCGGUCCUUCAUGGAGAGCGCGGCCUCGUCCGUCAUCAUGUGGGCGCUGGCGGCCGUCCGCAAGAUGUGGGACGUCGUCACGGCCCAGCGCCUCCUCCUCGUCGUGCUCGCCCUCAGCGCCCUCGCCAACCUCGUCCUCUCGUCCCAGGGCGCCUCGACCUGGUGGGCCGAGCGCAAGGCCGCCGCCUUCAUGCACCGCGUCGGCGUCGGCCCCAACGUCGUCAUGAGCAAGGCCGUCUACCUCCGCGACCUCGACCAGGCGGCCCGCAGCUCGGCCAUUGCGCCGUCGUGGCCGCAGGAUAGUUACUGCUAUUCGACCUUCCAGUCCAUCUCCAACAGCACCGACAUCGACGGGCUAUAUCAGGACAGUGGCGCAACGCUGUCGUCGGCCACGAGCCGCGCGACGGCCCGCCGCCUCCGCCGCACGCGCCAGCGCCUCGGCGCCUACCGCCACGACCUGCUGGUCGCCAUGCGCAUGGUCAACAGCGUCGAGCGCGAGAUGCUCCAGAGCGAGUGGGAGAACUGGCUGCUGGACGAGAACGCGCGCUGCGAGCAGGUCGGCGCCGUGCUGCGCGUCUGGAACGCCUCCGACGACAACGACGCCGCAGCAGCGAAGGCCGGCAGCGCCGCUGCGCUGCAUCUCCCGCCCGGCCACGACGGGGAGGCCGCUCAGAAGAUCCUCAAGGAGAAGGACGUCCGGAAGCGUGACGCCCUCCGCGGCUGGUACGGCGAGUACUGCGGCAGCUGCAUGCAGGAUAAGGAGGCGUUGCUCGUGGAAAGGGCGAGUUUGGGUAUGGGAUAG
Neoarthrinium moseri is the source of this 4257-nucleotide messenger RNA. RefSeq lists its product as uncharacterized. The record is from RefSeq and is a predicted model, not a curated record. The coding region runs from base 1 to 4257 and encodes 1418 amino acids. NCBI's taxonomy places the organism in Eukaryota, Fungi, Ascomycota, Sordariomycetes, Amphisphaeriales, Apiosporaceae. The transcript is spliced from 2 exons. Gene Ontology annotation, cellular component: endoplasmic reticulum; plasma membrane; cytoplasm. Gene Ontology annotation, molecular function: protein binding.